Molecule: messenger RNA, 1329 nt
Organism: Hermetia illucens (black soldier fly)
Lineage: Eukaryota; Metazoa; Arthropoda; Insecta; Diptera; Stratiomyidae
Exons: 1
Coding region: 1-1329 (442 amino acids)
Source: RefSeq, a predicted model, not a curated record
AUGUGGUAUAAUUUCAUAAGGUUCGGUGACAUUGCCGCGAAGCUGAACAGUCUCGCCAUAUUAUCCAUUGGUCUGUCACUUCUCGCGUUUGUCGUGCUCUCCGCUAUCAACCUCCUGAGCUCAAGCGUUUAUCCAACGUUCUACGGGAAGGCGGACCGUCAGCUGAUCUUCUUGAUUGCUCAUAUAACGUACACUCUGGGAAUUCUCUUGUCACCAAUAAUCCUGGCUUACUUUGGAUACAAACUGACCCUCAUACUUGGAGCCAGUGGAGUCAGCGCAACGUUGGGCGCUCUAGUGUGGCCGUUUGUGGUCACCGUUUACGCAGCAUCAGUGACCGUGGGAUUCAGUAUAGCUUUCAUAAUAACCGGAGGCUACUCACUCAUCUGCUCGAUAACCAAGCCAACGAGCAGGUCCAGGAAUUCGGCUUUGAUCUUCACGACCAUCGAAGUGAGCCAGUUUCUCAGCAACUGUCUCAUGUACUUCACCAUUGAGUUCUCGAAAACCCGUAGCUUCACCUAUAUUACAACAGGAACUCUUCUUCUAGUCGCCGUCAUCGGGAGUGUCUUCAUCCUCUUAACGAAAUCCCCGGAACACAAAGAUUCAGAAAUUAUCUCCGGACGUCAGAGGAUCUACGACGAAUGGGUCCAAUUUAUUGGGAUAACCACGAAAACGGAAGUACUCUUGUUCCUUCCAAUGUUCUUCUACACUGGAGCAUUGAUCGCUCUGCUUCAAGGUAACUACGGUACUUGGCCAACUUUCACUCUCGAAGUGAUGAAUUACGGCAUCGAUUUUGGGACGAUUUGCUCCCUCACGAUAACUACGAGUGAAUGCGUUUGUGGGGUAGUUUUAAUUUUAGCCGGAAUUGAAAUUGAGCCUUUAGGAAGGGCAUUCACUGCAACGUUGGGCUUCAUAUUCCAAGGCGUUGCCUCCUUUUUCCUAAUUGGACUGGUUCCAAAAGACGGCACUUUCUCUUCGGCACUUAUGUCGGAGGAAUUGGCAAAUUCAACGAUUAUCUUAAUUAUCCUAAUGGCCGUUCUUCUAGGAUUCGGUGUGGCAUUGAUAAUGACGCAAGUAUAUGCCAAACUUAUGGAACAAUAUCCUUGUGCACCGGCAGCUGCCAUCACGAUAUUCAAGACUGUUCAGGCCAUUGGGGUUUUCACGGCGCUCUAUUACUCAACGCUGAUCACGUUACCUUAUCAAUCAACAGUUUGUUUGCUACUCGGUUUGGUUGCCAUCUUUUGUUUCGUUUUCAUGGAACGAGCCAUUAACGAUUAUUGCGAAGAAUCAAUGAAUUACCAGACAAGAGCUUCAGAGUCAACAGCUAUUUAA